Musca vetustissima is the source of this 1215-nucleotide messenger RNA. Its product is annotated as interleukin enhancer-binding factor 2 homolog. The coding region runs from base 34 to 1215 and encodes 393 amino acids. The record is from RefSeq and is a predicted model, not a curated record. The transcript is spliced from 3 exons. NCBI's taxonomy places the organism in Eukaryota, Metazoa, Arthropoda, Insecta, Diptera, Muscidae.
AGUCUAAAAAUUAAUAAACUAAAGAAGAAAACAAUGGUGCGAGGUGGCAUUCGUGGUGGCCGUCCUAUGCGUGGUCCAAUACGACCACCAUUUAAGAAAACAUUCGUGCCCAGACACCCGUUUGACCUGACAUUAGCUGAAGUUGUAUUCCCGAAAGUUUCGCCGGCUGUCGAUGAUGCUGCCUUAACUGCUGCAUUGCUCAAGCGGAAUCAGGAUCUUAGUCCUACACCUGCCGAACAAACGUCGGUAGGGAAUUUGGUUUCUAAGGUUCAGGCUGUAUUGGAUAACUUGAUUGUGGCUCCAGGAGACUUUGACAAAUGUCAACUGGAAGAAGUACGUCAAGUUGGAUCAUUCAAGAAGGGUACUAUGUUAACCGGCAAUAAUGUUGCUGAUAUAGUCGUUAUAAUGAAAUCUGUCCCAACAAAAGAAGCGUGCGAAGAGCUGGCCAAAAAAGUUGAAAAUGACCUCAAGAAUUCAAUGAAAACUGAAGUAUUAACCAAGGCAGAUAAAAUUGUCACCACUCAUCAUGAACGUGGUUUUGACAUUUAUAAUUCGCAGGCUAAAGUUCGUAUACUGAUUACAACUAUUCCGCCCAACAUAAGGAAAAACGAAGCGAAUAUGUUUCCAGAGGCCAAGGUUAUGCAUGGUCAUUUGGCUGCUAUAAGACAUACCCGUUGGUUCGAAGAGAAUGCUCACCAUUCAUCAAUAAAAGUGCUUAUUCGCAUUUUAAAGGAUCUUACAAAACGCUUUGAAGCAUUUUCUCCUUUAUCGCCCUGGAUGUUGGAUUUAAUGGCCCAUCUCACUAUCAUGAACAACCCUUCCAGGCAGGCUUUGCCAAUUAAUUUGGCUUUCAGACGCGUAUUCCAACUCUUAUCGGCUGGUCUCUUUCUUCCCGGUUCAGCAGGCAUUACAGACCCCUGUGAACCUGGUCACAAUAGAGUUCAUACAGCCAUGACACUGGAAGAACAAGAUUCUUGUUGUAUGACGGCUCAGACUCUACUGCGUGUCCUAGCCCACGGUGGAUAUAAACAAAUUUUGGGCAUUGAAGGAAACUCGAACAUAGUCAAAGAAAUGUCUGUGUGGAACGGAGUAGUUGUUUCUCCAUUGGAACGUGUCUAUGAAAAGCCAGUCGAUAAAAAAGAUGGCGAUGGAGACGAAGAUAUGGAAACGGUUGAAAAUGACAAUGUAAUGGAUGAAGAUUCUGCUGAACAGUAA